This is a messenger RNA of Fusarium redolens, 767 nucleotides long. RefSeq lists its product as uncharacterized. Bases 89 to 505 code for a protein of 138 amino acids. The record is from RefSeq and is a predicted model, not a curated record. The transcript has a single exon. Lineage: Eukaryota; Fungi; Ascomycota; Sordariomycetes; Hypocreales; Nectriaceae.
UUUCCCUUGUGAGGCCUCCAGUCGACGCCCAUCCAAUGGCAGAAAUGCCGCAGUGGCUUAUCAAUGCCCCCCUGCUGCAUGAUGGAGGAUGGUGCCAUCUCGGACUCGCCUCCUGAGCCUGGGACGGGUGGCCCCAGAGGCCUCUGGCACGAACUUGCUCCCCGAUUGGUUCCCUCAGCGGGUAGAGCGGGUGAAGCGUCUGAUCACGGGCCGCUCGACGGGGUCCGAGUCACCAAUUCCCUGUUCAGGGGUUGCCAAGACUACCCGCCGCUUGGGCGGAAGUUCCUUGAUUACUUCUUGUUGGUCCUCGGCUCACUUGUUUCCGUGUAGAUCGGGAUGGCUCAGGCGCUUCAGAAACGGGGCAAGCCAGCAUGCCGAAAGGGAUGAUUGGGUGAGAAGGAGGAGAGGGCCGGGCGCACUACGGCGAGCUGUUGGUGUUGCACGCGUGCAAUCUCCGUUAGUCUCGCUGUUGCGGGAUCAUAAGACGUUCAUGGCGGCAUCUUGAGCUCUCUGAAUGGCUCAAAAGGUUCCUGGCUGUGACGAUCAACAUGUGCGGGCGCAGCGUCGAGCUUCAUCACGGUCAGACGAAAGAGCUAAUACUGCCGGAAACUCCCGUCCCCCGUGCUGUCUGACCAACUGGAGAUCAUGCAUUUUGCGUGAACAGCCCAACAGCCAUCAAGACCUGCCUCAUAUGGCAUCUCGAGGACUCUGCCUUGCCAGCGAGUGACGUGGAUCCCUGAUGAUGUGCGAGAAGAUGAAGCGAGGAG